Messenger RNA from Marchantia polymorpha subsp. ruderalis, 2439 nucleotides. Lineage: Eukaryota; Viridiplantae; Streptophyta; Marchantiopsida; Marchantiales; Marchantiaceae. The record is from the annotation of a GenBank genome assembly.
CCAAUAUCGAGAGGUCCGGUCCGGCCCGGCCCGCGCACCACGCAGACGAGGAGCGGAGCUUCGAGCAUUCGACAGCUUCAGCGAGUUGCGUGCAAAUGAUCGAUAAAAAGCGUCUGGGGCUCCGUCGGUUCGGUUAGUGUUGCCGAUUCCCGUGGCACCAUCGGAAGCAUCAAUCGGAGCUGCGGUGCAGUGUUGUGUACAUUUCGUGGCGUGGUGAGCCGAGUGGGUGCCGGAUUUGUCGAAUUGUGAAAGACGCCUUCAAUUUUGGAGCUGAAAUUUGUCUGAGUCGAGGAGCGGAGGGAGAGAGUGAGGACGAUAUGGCUGAUAUGACCGAGACCAUGGGGCCGAGCACUCUCCGGGAGGAGAGGAGCAAAACGCAGUUUGAUGUAGAGGCGAUGAAGCUGGUCUGGGCAGGAAGUGCAGCACACAAGAAGGUUGCUGAUAAGAUGAAAGUGCUGGUUGCGAAUGAUCCGGUGUUUGAGAAGUCUUCUCGGCCGCGAUUAGACCGCAAGUCACUGUACAAGAAUUCCCUGAGAAAAGCAGCCCACGCAUGGAAGCUCAUUCAAGAUAAUCAUCUGACAGAGGAGGAAGCGUCAAGUUUGAGGCAUUAUAUUGACGAGCCUAGCUACAAUGACCUUCACUGGGGUAUGUUUAUUCCAGCUAUUAAGGGGCAAGCAACGGAGGAGCAGCAGAAGAAAUGGCUCCCACAAGCGUACAAGAUGUCAAUAAUUGGAUGCUAUGCUCAAACAGAACUAGGGCACGGAUCGAACGUACAAGGACUAGAAACACAGGCUGUAUUCGAUCCUUCCACGGACGAGUUCGUUCUUAACAGUCCCACUCUUACCUCCACAAAAUGGUGGCCUGGAGGACUUGGAAAGGCUUCUACCCAUUGUGUUACCUACGCUCGACUCAUUACUGAUGGCAAAGAUUACGGAAUACAUGCCUUCAUUGCCCCAAUUCGGAGUCUUGAUGAUCACAGUCCUCUUCCCGGUAUAACAGUAGGAGAUAUCGGAGUGAAGUUCGGGAAUGGAGGGUACAACACCAUGGAUAAUGGGUUUCUACGUUUCGACCACGUUAGGAUCCCGCGAGAUAAUAUGCUUAUGAAGUUGGCUUCUGUAACAAGAGAGGGGAAGUAUGUGAAAUCUGGUCAACCGAAACAAAUUGGGUACGGAGCAAUGGUUUACGUGCGCACAACAAUCGUGGUAGAUGCCUCCAACAUGCUUUCUCGUGCUGUUACGAUAGCAACUCGUUACAGUGCCGUAAGGCGCCAAUUUGGUACUGAGAAGGGAAAGCCAGAGACGCAGGUGAUUGAGUAUGCAACACAACAGAGUAGACUUUUUCCUCUGAUCGCCUCGACUUAUGCCUUCCGAUUCGUGGGAGAAUGGAUGAAUUCUUUGUAUGCUGAUGUUUUGGCCCGAAUAGAGGCCAACGACUUUUCUACUUUACCUGAAGUCCAUGCCUGCACAUCAGGAUUGAAAUCCAUCACCACUUCCAUAACUGCGGAUGGCAUAGAGGAGUGUCGAAAGUUGUGUGGGGGCCAUGGCUACGCCUGUAACAGUGGUCUUCCUGAGUUGUACGCAGCUUAUGUGCCAGCUUGUACCUAUGAAGGGGACAACACGAUAUUGCUGUUCCAGGUGGCAAGGUUUUUGAUGAAAGCCCUCUCUCAGGUGGGUAGUGGGAAGAAACCUACUGGCACUGCCGCAUAUCUUGGAAAUAUACAGAAACUUGCCACUGAAAAUUGCAAAAUUACUCAAGGUAGAGAGUGGUUGAGUUACGAUGUCAUCAUUGAAGCUUUUCAAGCAAGAGCAGCCCGACUUGCGGGUGCCUGCGCGUUGAAACUGAGCAAGGCACCAAAUGCUGAAGCCGCAUUUGAGGAAUUUGCGACAGACUUGGCAGAGGCAGCACGAGCUCACUGCCAGCUGAUUAUUGUGGAGAAGUUCGUUGAAAAGAUGAGGUCUCAAAUCCCUGGAAGAGGUGUAGCAGAGAUUUUGGAGGUCUUAUGUUAUGUGUAUGCUCUGGAUCUUGUACGCAUCAACGCAGCAGACUUCCUUUCUACGGGCUACUUGACAAGCAAGCAAAUCUCGCUUGCUAAAGAUCAACUUAGAUCCUGCUUCAAAAAGAUAAGGCCCAAUGCCGUCGCACUGGUCGACGCCUUUGACCACACAGAUCACUACUUAUCGUCAAUAUUGGGUCGAUACGACGGUGACGUGUACCCUAAUCUGUACAAGGACGCACAGGAGGAGCCAUUGAACGAUUCUGUUGUUACCGAAGGUUAUGCAGCCUACAUCCGACCAGUCCUUAAGAACCAGCUACGACAAUCAAAACUUUAAGGCGUAGAUGUUUCAUUGUGCAUAUGAUUCUAAUCACGAAUGGUAUCCAUUCUCCCACCUGUAUUUAAUUCAUAAAGACAAAUGCAAAAUAAAAUGCGGCCUGGCUUUU